CAGUUCUCACUUCUCAGCUGAGUAACUGAAGCUGAAGGAAACCCUCGAUCAGAACAGAAAUGGCGGCAAAUCAGAGACUACAUCUCCUCUUCACUUUGCUAGUCUGUCUUAGCUUCUCUCUUGCACAGGCAAAGAAAUCCCAGGAAAAAUUGAAAGAAGUGACUCACAAGGUUUACUUUGACAUUGAGAUUGAUGGCAAACCAGCUGGACGCAUCACUAUGGGUCUCUUUGGGAAAACUGUUCCUAAGACAGCAGAAAAUUUUAGAGCUCUGUGCACAGGUGAGAAGGGGGUUGGAAAACACGGGAAGCCUCUGCAUUACAAGGGAAGUACAUUCCACAGGAUUAUACCCAACUUCAUGCUUCAAGGAGGCGACUUUACUCUAGGCGAUGGAAGAGGUGGAGAAUCAAUCUACGGGGAGAAGUUUGCUGAUGAAAACUUUAAGAUCAAACACACAGGACCUGGAAUCCUGUCGAUGGCAAACGCUGGCCCUGACACUAAUGGUUCCCAGUUCUUCAUCACUACUGUGACAACCAGCUGGUUAGAUGGCCGGCAUGUCGUAUUUGGAAAGGUGCUAUCCGGGAUGGAUGUGGUGUACAAGAUUGAAGCUGAAGGCAAUCAAAGCGGCACACCCAAAAGCAAAGUGGUGAUUGUCGAUAGUGGUGAACUCCCACUCCCAAUGUGAUCACUUUUUAUACAUAUAGGUGGUGUUCGGUUGCCAAAAUAAAAUAAUACCAAGAUAUAAUAUAGGAUUGAGUUGUGAGAUUAUUUUAGUCAUAGGGGAUUAGCUAUGAAUAAUUAUCUCAUGAUUAUUCAUCUAGUUGAGAGAUUGAACCUCAUGAACCAAACAUACUACAAAUUUAAUCUCGGAUACAAUUUUGCAAACCGAACCCUCCCAUAUUAGAUGCACCAAGACUCUAAAGUUCCACUUAGUUGUGAGUUUGAAUGCUGAAGUUAUCGGACAAACCUGGGCAUUUGGAACAUAAAUCUUGGAUACAAGAGCUUUUAUGCUCUCUAUAUCUUACAAUGAUAAUAUGAAUUUAUGAAAUUAA
Molecule: messenger RNA, 1050 nt
Organism: Salvia splendens (bonfire salvia)
Lineage: Eukaryota; Viridiplantae; Streptophyta; Magnoliopsida; Lamiales; Lamiaceae
Product: peptidyl-prolyl cis-trans isomerase CYP20-1
Exons: 7
Coding region: 60-683 (207 amino acids)
Biological process (GO): protein folding; protein peptidyl-prolyl isomerization
Cellular component (GO): intracellular membrane-bounded organelle; cytoplasm
Molecular function (GO): cyclosporin A binding; peptidyl-prolyl cis-trans isomerase activity
Source: RefSeq, a predicted model, not a curated record